GCUGCCCAUUCUUGAGCAACACUAUCCCGAGGACUGCAGCGGCAACAUGGGCCUCUAUUCCUCUUCACCCAUGCACAGCACUACAAGCAAGUGUUGUACUAAAUGUAGAAUACAAGAGAAAAGAAGAAACCAGCAUCUAUAGGGAUAAAGUUGAAGUAAACAACAUAGAUGUGCCGUUGUAAAGGCGACCUCUCUCUCUCUCUCUCUCUCUCUCUCUCUCUCAAGAAUAACUUUUAAGUAGUGUAGCGCCGCCGCCUGAGAUCCUGCCCGUGAAUUAUAUUACUUCGUGCACUAUUGUGCUGUGUGCUGGGCAGCGUAUUGCUGAAGAGAAUGGUGGCUCAGCAGAACAUAACCGUGACUGUCUCCUGUCUGUGCUGUAUAGUCUCUCUUGUAUCCUGAGUAAGCGAGUGGUCAUAGAGGAGUCACUGACAGGCAUUACUUAACACACCGUAUUCUUACACUGUGAAAGCAAAAAAAAAAAAAAAAAAAAGAAACAAUUGCCCGUCCCAGUUGGGCAGAGAAAACAUUACCGGUGCAAUUGCAGUUUUCCAGUUAAAGCUGACCUGACCUUUCAUUCAUGAUGACCAGCAAAAAGGGUCGCAGUUCCAGAAAAAGAGUGCAGGAGGAGGAAUAUGAAUAUGUCUGCCCUCCAUGGAACUUCUCCUGGGUAGUGCCUAGGGAAAUCUGUGGCUCAGCAUGGCCAGAGACUCAAGCCAAUAUUGAUUAUCUCAGGAGUGAGGGAGUUGGAGUUAUAGUGAGCCUGAGUGUGGAGCGACAGCCUCACAGUUCAGCCAAGAAGGUCAUGGACUGCCACUUGAUUCCUGUUGAAGAGUUUGAGGAUCCCAGUAUGGAACAGAUCACACAGUUCCUUGAUAUCUGUGAUAGAGCUCGGCAAGAUAAGAAGGGUAUAUGUGUACACUGUCGAAUGGGUCGUGGAAGGACAGGAGUUAUGUUGGCAUGUUACCUCAUCAAGUUCUACUCACAGCCCCCCAGUGCUGCCAUCCGCAACAUAAGGCUGAUGAGGCCAGGCAGUGUGGAAACUUAUGAACAGGAACGAGCAGUUACCAAAUUUCGUGACUACCUUGAAUGGGGACACAUUUGACAUGGUAGUGGAGUAGCAAAAGAAUUGUGUCACUUCUCUGCCAUUCACUUGCUUGAACCUUCAAAUCUUCAGGUAAAAAGUCUAGAGAAAGAAUGUAUCAAAUGUAAAUUAAAAUAAUAAAUAUUUAUUAGCAGGA
This is a messenger RNA of Scylla paramamosain (green mud crab), 1238 nucleotides long. Its product is annotated as dual specificity protein phosphatase 23-like. The coding region runs from base 578 to 1102 and encodes 174 amino acids. The record is from RefSeq and is a predicted model, not a curated record. Gene Ontology annotation, molecular function: protein tyrosine/serine/threonine phosphatase activity; protein tyrosine phosphatase activity. Gene Ontology annotation, biological process: protein dephosphorylation. Lineage: Eukaryota; Metazoa; Arthropoda; Malacostraca; Decapoda; Portunidae. Gene Ontology annotation, cellular component: cytoplasm. The transcript is spliced from 4 exons.